Messenger RNA from Armigeres subalbatus, 1557 nucleotides. RefSeq lists its product as uncharacterized. The record is from RefSeq and is a predicted model, not a curated record. The transcript is spliced from 2 exons. Lineage: Eukaryota; Metazoa; Arthropoda; Insecta; Diptera; Culicidae. The coding region runs from base 55 to 1359 and encodes 434 amino acids.
UCCACUGUUUAAGCGCAAUCUGGAUCCGUCUCUCUAAUUAGUUUUCCACCGGAAAUGGACGCACACGGACGGUUGUUUCUGAUUUCUUCGUUUGCCGUCAGUUUCACACUUUGCGUGGCAUCCCAGCUGAUGCAGGACCAACAUCAGCUGAAAGCAGCAGCAGCAGCAGCACCACCAGAGAGCCAUUUUCGACUCGUUAGCGAUGGGACGGUGUUGAUUUUACAUUUCAUCUACCUCGUCCGUUCCCGUGAUUCGGAGCUAGUUAAUCCGGUGGAAUCGUUUCGGUUUAUUCUGGCCACGAAUGGACCUCAAUUGGCGAGUGCUUAUGUUUAUAUACAAUUCUUUUCAUCAGUGAUCGGCAAUCACUACAUGACACUUUGUGCGUGCGACAUCAUCGUAGAAUACGUGGACAUUUUGUUGGAACAUCGUUUUCGAAUAAUUGCAACGAAUCACCACUGGAGACGUUCUAUAGCUUUAGGAUCAAACCUACUUCUGACAGUAUUUAACUGCUGUAGUAUUCAUUGGACGACUCCCAGCUACUGCAUUUACAUGAAAGUCCUUUUUAUAAGUUUUUGGAUGCUUAAAAUAUGGCUUAAAAUUACCUCUGCUGAAUUUGGUGGACAAGAUCUAGCCUUGCCUUUAUUAUCAACCAUUAUCUUAUUGAUGUUCCUAAUAGCAAUUAAAGAGCUCAAAUGCUUUCCAUCCGAUAUCGCAUCAGCGAAUCAGACUAUCCUGCUUCCCCUGUACGAGCACCUAAUUCGGGUGAAAUGUCCAGAACUUCCGAUAAUCGUUUCCUGCUACUAUUCCGGAUCCAUGAACAGCUACUUUCUCGCUUUGGAGCCCAGUCUGGUGGCAGCUCAGCUGGAACACUUACCCUGCGUUUUCAAGCUGUUCAACAGAGACACUAAUUCUCCGGUGCUGUUGCUGGUGGCAAAAUUUGUCAUCACAUCGAUUGUGGUUGGCUAUUUGAAGGAUGAUUACGACCUGCUGGGGACAAUCUGGAAUGUGCUGCUUCUUAUGAAUGCUUUCGUUUUUGAUUGCGCCCUGAUGACGAGGAACUGCCACCAUGCGGCGUGUUCCAGCGGCGGUAAACUGCAACAGACUGCAAAGUCGAUAGUGCAUCUUGGAUUUCAACUUGCCAAUAUCGGAUGGAUCUAUCAUCGCAUGACGGGAUUUGCGGUUGUGGUGAAAUUUCUACUGCUGGUGAUUGUGGUGUCGAAGGUGGUGUUCAAGUUGUUUGACAACGGUGUCGUUAUUGCGUAUUGCAUCAACACGUUAAAAAUGGAGUGCCAUAGCCAACCGAGUGACGACUUUGCGACGGAUAAGGAGAAAAAGGACCUGCUGGAAAGUUUGGUGUGAUGGAUAGGUAUUAGUAUCUGUAAUUUCGAGAGCUACUGACGGAUGUUGUACAGCCUACAUUCAAAGAAGGCUUGACAAAGCACGACCAAAUUUGCUCGAAUUAACUAACUGCAAUCAUCCGUAACAGCGGAACAAUCGCUGGAGCAGUCAAUUCGGGGUAAACAUACACAGACGGUCAAGGUUAAUUCAAUCGUUAAU